GCAUGCAAUUCCACUCGAUCUUUUAAGGGUAUGCCUUAUCUUGAAAAUGCAACAUCUCCAAUUUACUGAUUGUGAAAUAAAGGAAAUUAAACAUUUAUUGUUUAAUUAGCAGCUGGAUCAUAUCAGUUGAUCAUCAUCAUGAUCCACAGUACAGAAAUAAUGAAAAAUUCAUCAAUAAUUCACAGCAGCAUGAAGCAGAUGACAAAGAUGGUUAAGCAGUUCAACACGCCAGUUCUUGAUUUCCUUGUUAUUAUCUCCAAGUCAUUACCGGUUUCCAGAAUUUUCCAGAAGCAUUUCAAAUCGCCGAGGAGGAAGAAGCAGCAGAGAGCAGGUUGUUCCUUGCAGGAGCAGAUUAACCCAGCAUUAAUCUGUGGGGUUAUGAAAUCCAAGGCUGCUCUUAGGAUCUUGAAGAAGUACGAGAAAGUGUUGUAUUAUAAUGGGUUAGUUAUAAACAGGAUGUUUGAAUGUACAGAUAUGCAGGUGAUGAUGAAGUCCGCCUGCGCUCUAGAGUUGAUGGCUCUCCAGAUUAACUCCAAGCUGUUUGAUCAGUGGUUGUUUCUGGCGGACGACGGGGGGCCGCCUUCUCUCUCCGUCACACUUCAAGACUCCACCGUGCUUAACGUUGAUCUCACUUGCUCCAUCUGCCUAGAAACAGUGUUCGAUCCAGUUUCCCUUUCAUGUAAUCACAUAUACUGCUACAUGUGUGCUUGCUCUGCUGCCUCUGUCACCACUAUCGAUGGACUUGGCUCGGCCAACUCAAACCGAAAAUGCCCUUUAUGCCGAAAAGAAAGCGUAUUUGGAAACGCAGUGCGAAUGAAGGAGCUGAGUAUAUUGCUUAGUAGAAAGCUGCCGGAGUAUUGGAAAGAACGACGGCACAAAGAAAGGAAAGCUAGGACACAAGAAGCCAAGGAGUACUGGGAAUCUAAGCAUCGUGCUUUUGUGGGGAUAAACUAAGCAGAUCAGAGCUAAUAACUAAUAAGCCAGGCCACAUAUAACCCUCAAAGCAGUGGUGUACGUUAAAGUCUUUCUUUUUUGUGUGUGUGUCUGCAAUCACUAUUGGAUGUGCUAUGGGUAAACAUCACUUUUGUAGUUUUGUAUAAUAAUAGUCUUGUUAAAGUCGUACGUAUAGUACUUUCUAUUGCUGGUAUAUGAUGUUGCAAAAGUUCUAGCUUGUUGAACAAAAUCUGUUGAAAUUAAAGACUAAGGGGUUGUUUGGUUCACGGAAUGUAAGAUUAA
Messenger RNA from Ipomoea nil (Japanese morning glory), 1236 nucleotides. Its product is annotated as E3 ubiquitin-protein ligase BAH1-like. The record is from RefSeq and is a predicted model, not a curated record. Gene Ontology annotation, molecular function: metal ion binding. The transcript has 4 exons. The coding region runs from base 139 to 954 and encodes 271 amino acids. NCBI's taxonomy places the organism in Eukaryota, Viridiplantae, Streptophyta, Magnoliopsida, Solanales, Convolvulaceae.